Messenger RNA from Exophiala mesophila, 3835 nucleotides. RefSeq lists its product as uncharacterized. The record is from RefSeq and is a predicted model, not a curated record. The transcript is spliced from 2 exons. Gene Ontology annotation, biological process: regulation of transcription by RNA polymerase II. NCBI's taxonomy places the organism in Eukaryota, Fungi, Ascomycota, Eurotiomycetes, Chaetothyriales, Herpotrichiellaceae. The coding region runs from base 209 to 3577 and encodes 1122 amino acids.
GUUCACGCAGUUCCAGCGCCUGACACCUCAAUUUCGUGGUCCGACACUUAUCUCAUAUUCUGUCGAGCCUCGUGUGUUUAUCCAAAUCAUUGAUAGACGGGCUGAAUGGCAUCCCACACCCAUGAACCCGAUCCUAUGCCUACCCUGGUACUCCUAAUCCUUUGGUGACCUAUCAUCCAGCGCGUUCUCCCACUUUCAGAGUGACAAGAUGGGCCCUCUAAGAAACGCGCAAGCAAGGACGCGUCCGCGCAGAGAUGCUGCCAGACCCUCUUCCGUGUUCCUCGAUUCUGAUCUUGACGAGUUGGCCGACUUUCACGAUGUCGAACCCCCUGCCAAACGAAUUCGAACGGUGCGAAGAGUACAAGACUCUCCCAAGUGGACUCCUGGUGGCCGAGGGGAAGAUGGAAGGCAUGCAGAAAAUGAGCGCACCAGAACACCCCGUGCCAACAUCGAAUUCACAACUCCACGCAGUCGACGUGUGAGAACAGAUCGAAGAAGAACAACGGGCACAGGUGCCAGAACGUCCGCGAGGAGUACAACCCGUGGUGGAACACGGCCUCGUUACAGCACAGCUGCGGCUGCUUCCGCCGCUGUCACGCAUGGUGACGGCUACAAACCUAGAGAGGAGAGAGGGUGGGAGGAGUUUCACCCUGAUCUAGAUCUAGAAGCAGAUUUCGCAGUCAUUCCUUCCGAGGACGUGGACGGUACGAACAAGACGUCAAUAGACAAUGGCCUUGGCUCUGAAGCUGUGUCGGUGUCGAGUCAACCCCAAGUCGCUCCAAUCGCUACACCUCCUCGCAGGAAGGCUGGAAGGCCCGUCCGCAACCCAAAUGCUAUGGUACACGCCCUUCUCACACCGGAGGCCCCUAAAUAUGUUCCGCCGCCUGGACCCAACCCUAGGGAGCGUCUGACGCUACCGAAGCCUUCAUACAGAAGCCUGGAUGCAUUUUUGACCUAUGAACAAGGCGAAACCGCGCAGAUGGAUUUUGUGGACAAAUCUAUGGCCAAUGUUGGAUACCAAGAAAGCGAAAUCUUCACACGACCGGAACGGACACACAUCAGACAAACAGAAGGAUCCGCCGAAGAAGAUCUCGACCUCAGCCCGGACCUCAUCACUAACGGUGAGAAUUCGGCAAUCGGGAGCAGCGGUGUUGGUCGUGUUGAGUAUGACAUGGACGAGCAAGAUGUGAAGUGGUUGGAUAAUUUCAACAAAGGCCGUUCUAGAGACGGAAUCCAAAUCAUCAAACCCGCGAUUUUUGAGAUCACCAUGACCAAGAUCGAGAAGGAAUGGCAUGCGCUCGAAAAGAGAAUUCCCAAGCCCAACCCAAAGGCACCGCAAACGCAGCGUCCCCGCUCCAGCUCUGCCGCAGCUGUUAAUGGAGAGCCUGCUGGUGAAGAGCCUGACAGCAAAUGCGCCAUCUGUGACGACGGUGACUGCGAGAAUGCCAACGCUAUUGUCUUCUGCGAUGGUUGUGACCUUGCAGUUCAUCAAGAGUGUUAUGGCGUGCCUUACAUUCCAGAGGGGCAGUGGUUGUGCCGCAAAUGUCAAUUGGUGGGCAAUUCGCGACCAAGCUGUAUAUUCUGCCCCAACGAGGGAGGCGCUUUCAAACAAACCAAUAACUCCAAAUGGGCACACUUGUUCUGUGCGACAUGGAUACCUGAAGUUACUAUUGGGAACCCUUCGCUGAUGGAGCCAAUAACUGAUGUCGAGAAAGUACCGUCGAGCCGAUGGCGGCUCACGUGCUAUAUAUGCAAGCAAGGGAUGGGUGCGUCUAUCCAAUGUAGUGACGGCCGAUGUUACGAAGCAUUCCACCUCACAUGCGCUCGGCAAGGUGGUCUUUACCUGAAGAUGAAGACUGGCGGAGGUUCGAACACCUUGAUGGACCCAUCGCAUCUGAGGGCAUACUGCCAUCGCCACACGCCAUCAGAUUGGAAGCAAGAACACAACACUGACCGGGCCUUUGAAGAGGCUACCAAGUACUUCAAAGAACACUUCCGUGGCCAGAUUUGGGCUGACAGCCGGGCCUCGGCGCUCGCUAUCAACGAUGUGUCAGAAAUUCCUGCUGCAGACAAAGGCCCUCAGAAGAUAAUCCUGACCAACAAAAAGGGUCAGAAGCCGAAAACAAUCUGGCGACUUCCUUCGGGCGCUCCAGUAAUACCAGAAGUCAUCCUCAAAUCGAUCGAAGAGUCGUUGGUCCGUUUCACCGUGCAAAAGAAGAAAGAGUACGUAUCGGAAGUGUGCAAAUACUGGACCUUGAAAAGAGAGGCACGCAGAGGCGCUGCUUUACUCAAACGUUUGCAGCUGCAAAUGGACACAUUCAGCUCCUUUGAAGUCACUCGUCGCGACUACAAAGCGCAAGGUGCAGCUGGUCGGGCGAGGCUAGAGCGACGGAUUGAGUUUGCCGAAAAGCUGGCAAAGGACAUGGAGAGGCUUGUGCAAUUAUGUGCGCUGGUAAAGGAGCGUGAAGAAAUGAAGUGGAAGGAUGCUCUUCUCCUCAAAGAUGUCAUCGACACUGUCUACUUUCCCGUGCCCCAUCUACUGGAGCCGAUCAUCGAGAAAGCGCUCAAAUUUGAUAAGGGGCUUUUCCGUGAGGGUCUUCUCCGCCUCCGCUCACUAGUGCUCCAGAAGCAGCAUCUAUCAGUGGCAAGCUUUUCCAGCGAAAUGGUACAGGUCAUCAAUGCUCAGUUCGGCAACAGUGCAUCCAGCAUAGCCGAACUGAUAACACUGGUCAGUGGCCGUGCUGAAGACAUGAAACCGGAGGAAAGAGACCGCCGCACUUUGGCGCGUCGCAUAGUCAAAGCUAUCGAACCGCUGAUCGAAGAUGCGGCACGCAAGGAGGCUGAGUUGAAUGGGCGGCCAUUUGCACAACAGAUGCGCGAGAUGGACGAAGCCUUGAUUUCACGCCGAGGCUCGUUGCCUGAAUUCCUGACGAUGCCGACCAUGGACACUGUGGAGGCAAAACACGAAAACGGGAUUGCGAGCCCUGCUGACGGGGAUAUCGAGAUGGGCGAAUCAAUGGUUGUCGUGGGUGACGUGGCAUCUAGCUUGCCGGUCCCAACUUUACUGGAUGCAAACCCUGGGAAACCACUUGGAAUCAAACAUGACAAUGUGGUCGCUGAGCAUGGCCUUCUUUCCGUCAACACUCCACCGGCAUCGACUAAUGGCUUCAAGGCAGAACAACACGCUGAAGAUAUGGCCAUGCAAAGGCAACCGUUGGAGCCCCCCACACCACCUAUGAGUCUGGAAGGUCAUGUCCAGACACUGCCCAGCCAGGGAGGCAUUCCGUGGUAUGUGGCUCAAUUCGAUCCGGAAGGAAUCACGGUGUUUGAAGAACGCUGGACAGGACCGGACAUACUUCGUGACAUGAGCGAGGAACUUAGUGAGAUGGACGAAGAAGAACUUGAAGGUCUAGGCCCGAGCGAUGAUAUGUCCGAUGGGGCCAACAGUACAAUUGUGGUGGAGGAUGGUCACUUUUACAACGCUAACUCAAGCACGAAGAAGGCUGGUCGACGGGGAGCCAGGAGAGGAAAGCCCUCGACUGAUUGGGGUACGCGAUCAUUCCGAACACGACGGUGAGUCGGUUUCGUUGGGUUACACGGGUGUAUUCUUGAUUAGCAUGCCUGUAGUCUUGGGACGAGACAAGCUCAUCGAUCAGUCGGAUCCACUCAAGACAGGGCCAAUGAAGCUGAAGUUGUUGUUUGAUGUCCGAACUGUUAGAGCCUGAUAACUUGGGCGUAGGUACUACGAAGUACAGUAAUAUGCAUCACUCCUGUGCCUUUAGCACCCCUGGUUAUGAGGGGUCCGUUGGCAUGGAGCCCGGAAUCUGUUCUGGAU